AUGGUCAUGAUGAUGAUGCCAAUGGUCAUGGUGCCCACCUUCUCCAUGAUGACCCUUGUGGUGAUGGUGAUGUCCACCUUUCUCGUGAUGUCCCUUUUUGCCAUGUUCGUGCUCGUGAUGACCUCCAUGCUUGUGUCCUUUGUGGAAGUGACCACCCUUCUUGUAUCCGUCCUCAUGAUGAUGUCCACCGUGAUGCUCAUGGAAGCCUUUCUCACCAUGAUGGUCGUGGAAGUGUUUAUCCUUUUUGAACUCGUCAUGUUUCUCAACACCGUGAUGCCCCUUCGUAUCGUGACCUUUGUGCCAGUGGCCGUGUUCCUCAUGACCAUGACCGUGUUCGCCCUUCUCUCCGUGAUCGUGAUGAUGAUGGUAGCCUUCGUCGUGGUGGUGGUGCUUUUUGUGGCCUCCGUGCUCGCCGUGAUGACCCUUGUGGCCUUCGUGGUGGUGAUGCCCGUGUUUUCCGUGAUGGUGUCCGUGGUGGCCCUUGUGCCCCUUGUGACCAUGCUCGCCAUGCUCAUGGUGAUGAUGUCCAUGGUGUUCGUGGCCACCACCUUUGUCCCAGUGGUGUCCCGAAGCUGCGGUUUC
Messenger RNA from Iphiclides podalirius (scarce swallowtail), 582 nucleotides. The record is from the annotation of a GenBank genome assembly. NCBI's taxonomy places the organism in Eukaryota, Metazoa, Arthropoda, Insecta, Lepidoptera, Papilionidae.